CUGCCUCGCUGCUACAAAGAAAAUAGCCUUUUUUUUUUUUGGAGUAACAAAGCCGGUCUGUGUGCGGAUCGCAAAUCAACCGAGCGAGUCAACGUUAGCUGGCCUAGCCGGACUCGGGAGCUCGUCUCCCAAAACAAGAAUGGGGUCUAGGAUUAGCCUGCUACUAAAGUGACCUUUGAUUGUAAGCUCUCAUGGCUAAUUUCACGAACUACCAGGAAGGCAAGGCAACGAUGUUGUUGGCGGAGGCGCAGCAGAGGGACGUGGGGACGAAACCUGCGGCCACGAACGGGGACGGCUCGGUUGGGGAACCCCCUUCCCUGAUAAUUAAUAUCGGCGGAGCAGCAGCAGGAGGAGGCGGCGGCUCUCGUCUCCACCAAUAUUUGCCGCCCUCCAGUCUCCACCAACACAACCUCGCACACGAGUCGCCAAAGGAUCCGCAGCAUCACUACCAGCUCGCUCCGCAGCAGCAGCAUCUUCUCGGGGAAAACGCCCCCGAGUCCCCGGGCAGAAGAUCCGGCGAGGACGCGGCCGGCGGCGGCCAUGUGUACGCAGCGGUGACCGUGGCCAACAACGCCUCGGACUCCGUCGACGACAUUCGGAAGUGUGGCUAUCUGAGGAAGCAGAAGCACGGACACAAGCGGUUCUUCGUGCUUCGGGCUGCCAGUCACCUGGGCCCGAGCCGCCUGGAGUACUACGACAGCGAGAAGAAGUUCAGGAACAGCCUGCGCUCGGCGGCGGUGAGCGGGGGGGCCGUGGCCCCCUCACCCCCCAAGAGGGUGAUAUACCUCUACCAGUGCUUUACUGUAAACAAAAGGGCGGACUCGAAAAACAAACACCUUAUCGCCCUUUACACUAAGGACGAGUACUUUGCCAUCGUGGCUGAGAACGAGCAGGAGCAGGAGGACUGGUAUGUCGCCAUCAGUGAGCUGAUGAGCGAGGGGAAGAGAGGGCACGUGGACUCUGAUGAUUUGGAUGAUGGUUAUGGUACUGUCAGUCCUGGUACUGUGUUUAAAGAGGUUUGGCAGGUUAAUGUGAAACCCAAAGGACUGGGUCAAACUAAAAACCUCACAGGUGUUUACCGGCUAUGCCUGUCCACUAAAACUGUUCACCUUGUCAAACUGAACUCCGAAACCCCCUGCGUCAACCUCCAGCUGAUGAAUAUAAGGCGCUGUGGACAUUCGGAGAGCUUCUUUUUCAUCGAGGUGGGCCGCUCCUCCUCUAUUGGGCCUGGGGAGAUAUGGAUGCAGGUGGACGAUUCUGUUGUGGCCCAAAACAUGCACGAGACCAUCCUGGAGACGAUGAAAGCCUUGAAAGCUUUCGCCGAGUUCCGGCCGAGGAGCAAAAGCCAGUCUUCGGGUUCCAACCCCAUGUCGUUCAUCACGACGCGGCGCCACCUGGGCAACCUGCCGCCGAGUCAGACGGGGCUGCAGCGGCGGUCGAGGACGGAGUCUGUGGUUGGCACGCCGCCCUCGAGUAAAAGCUCUGGGGCGAGUGGCUAUCGCUUUCGCACAUCCAGCGAAGGCGAGGGGACGAUGAACCGGCCCUUCCGCUCGGCCACAGGAAGUCUGGUGCACCUCAACGCGGCUCGUGCGGCUCAUAAUCGUCAGGAAGCGGCCGGCGGCAGCAGUUGGAGUGGAGUUGCCACGGGAAACGCGGGAACAAGCACUGGGAGCAGUCGCUACGUCAGAGCCAUCCCAGGUUCAUCAUCCACCUGUCACGCCCGCUCCGCGUCGCUUCCCGUUUCCCACUUUCCCUCCACCACCAGUCCAGUGAGCGUUUCCUCCAGCAGCGGUCACGGCUCCGUAUCGGACACGCUCACUCGCCCGUCCAGUGCAUCAAUAUGCGGCUCGCCGUCGGAUGGUGGCUUCAACUCUUCGGAUGAGUACGGCUCCAGCCCGGGUGACUUCCGGUACUUCCGGGUGAGGAGCAACACCCCAGACUCGCUGGGAAACACGCCACCAAUCAGAGAGGAGAACUGUCUAAAUGAUUACAUGGCCAUGAGCUGGAGCCGGGAGGUGUUUGGCACCAGCGUGUGUUUUGGAAAUGCUAGUGGAGGUGACGCACCACGCGAAGAGAGCACAUCAGCUGUGGAGGAUGAGCGAUUUUCAUCUUCAUCCUCACUAAGGAGGAGGACUCACUCUUUCUCCAGACCUACUGGGGGUGCGACAGGAGGCUCUGGAGUUGCAGUUUAUCAGAAAAUGACCCAGACCAACUCCUCUCUGGACGAAGGGUCAGACGUGGUGUUGCCAUUUGGCAGUGGGCUGCUCCGCGGUGGGCCGUCCUCCUCUUCCUCUUCUCUCCGCUCUGACUACAGCUCCUGCUCUGAGCACAGCCAGCAGAGCCGUCCCUCCACGCUGUCCCGGACAGAGUCUGCUGCUGAGCGCCCCCCGCUUUCCUCCUCCUCUGCCAAGGAAGACGGCGGCUACAUGCCCAUGAUGUGUGGCGUGGCCGCGUCGCCCCGGGAUACCCCUCCUGACUACAUGCCUAUGCAACCAACAUCUUACCCCUACAACGCGUCGCACUCUCCUCAAUUAGGUACACGCCCCGCUCACCACAAUCCACAGAUCCAGCCUCAAUCUUCCACAGACUCUCACGGCUACAUGAUGAUGCUCCCAGGGGGUAGCGGCACCUCUCCCUCCCCGGUACAGUCCUCUCCAAGCCCUCACAGUAGCUCCAGCAUGGCUGCUGCCGGUCGGAGCGACAGCAUAGCAGAGAGACCGCAGAACGGGGAGUAUAUGGACAUGUCCUACAGCAACAGUGGCAGGUGCAAGCUCAUAAGUGAAGAUAGUGGUGAAUAUUACACCCCUGUGGAGACCCCCAAGUCUUACAGCCCCUAUUUCUCCCUCCCUCGCUCCUACAAGGCCCCCACCAGAGAACGAGAUGAAAAAGAGGAUGGGGAGUACGUACCCAUGAGUUCUCCUGCUAAGCCAGUGUAUUCAUCAGUCGCAACAGCUUCAAUGUCAAUACCACAAAAAAGGGGUGGAGGAGGAAGCAGCACCUCCACUCCCUCUCAUCCUCCUCCCCCCUAUGGAGCUCACCAUACAACCGCAGCGAUGGCUGACAGGCGGAUUGUGAGGCCCACCCGCCUUCCUUUAGGCAGGAAGAGCUUCCACGGUCCGCUGAAGGUUAGCGAGCCCUCCGCAGCGUCUGCAGGCUCCUCGACUUCAGUCCCGGCUGCCGACGGCUCGCGUGAGGGCCCUUCCAGUCCAGGAGAGUACAUUAACAUCGAGUUUGGUGAUCACUUUCCACACCAACAGCAGCCUCCCGCCUAUCCGCUCUCAGCCCAAGACGAAACACACCCCCUGAGUUCAAGUGACCCUCGUCGUUCCCCUCCCCAUUCCCAGGAUUACAUGAGUGUGGAGGUAGGAGCAGACCAGCAGGUUGCUGCUGGAUGUACGAGUAAGAAUCAGUCACCCAGGCCCAGCCUCGUUGCGCCCUGGAACCCACCCAGCUACAUCCGACCUCUUGCCAAUAAUCCAGGGGUGCUGGCUUCCCCUGGAGUCCAGCGAGGAGAUCGCUGGAGGUCAGUAGGAGAUGAUUACACAGACAUGACGUUUAACCUCAGCAGAGGUGAGCGGACUCAAACAAGCCCCACAGCCAUGCUGCAGCACCUCUGUGUGAUCGAUGGACAUUACGGUUAUCUCCCAUCCAACUCCUCCUCUAUUUCCCCUCCUCUCCCCCCAUCAAGCCACCAGCUGGAGCCAAAGGUGGUGCGAGCAGAUCCCCAAGGCAGACGGAGACACAGCUCGGAGACGUUCUCUUCCAGCUCCUCCUCUAAUUCAACUCCAUCCGGAGGAGGACUUGGCCCCUCAUCCACCCAGCCCUCGCUGUCUAACCCCACAGCCCCCAACGGAUCUUACGAAGCAGAGGGACAGGCCUUCAAGUGGGCCAGCUCAGCUUCUUUCGACAGCGUUUGGAUGUCCGUGGAGGGCGUAGGGGAUUUACUGCCUCACCAAGCCCAGCCGGGCUCCACAGAAACGAACACAGACUCGAGGACCCCAGCAUCCUCCUCCCCCUCUUUUUCAGGGGCUGGAGCCAGUAGCAGAAUGUGCAGGAACAUGUCUGUUGGCUACCAGAACGGCCUCAACUACAUUGCUUUGGAGCUGAGGGAGGAUGGGAGUUGUACAGAAUCCACAACGUCUGGAUCUGGUAGCAGCAACGGGAGCGCAGUGACGGCAGGGAUGGUGCCCCCGCCAGAGAACGGAGCCUACGCCAGUAUAGACUUCACCAAAUCAGACGGAGUCACCACCACAACCAACGAUUGAGCGUCAGAGGUCCAGCGUUGCACCUCCUCCUCCUCCUCCUCCUCCUC
Messenger RNA from Nematolebias whitei (Rio pearlfish), 4312 nucleotides. RefSeq names its product insulin receptor substrate 2-B (gene irs4b). The coding region runs from base 192 to 4265 and encodes 1357 amino acids. The record is from RefSeq and is a predicted model, not a curated record. Gene Ontology annotation, molecular function: insulin receptor binding; phosphatidylinositol 3-kinase binding. The transcript has 2 exons. Gene Ontology annotation, cellular component: plasma membrane; cytosol. Gene Ontology annotation, biological process: insulin receptor signaling pathway. Lineage: Eukaryota; Metazoa; Chordata; Actinopteri; Cyprinodontiformes; Rivulidae.